Penicillium psychrosexuale is the source of this 315-nucleotide messenger RNA. RefSeq lists its product as uncharacterized. The coding region runs from base 1 to 315 and encodes 104 amino acids. NCBI's taxonomy places the organism in Eukaryota, Fungi, Ascomycota, Eurotiomycetes, Eurotiales, Aspergillaceae. The record is from RefSeq and is a predicted model, not a curated record. The transcript has a single exon.
AUGUCGGAUUUGCAGGGCCACCCGACAGAUUCCUUACUUUUUCAGUUGUGCACCCAGAAGCGGAUUGCGUUGACAAUGCUCCCAGCCGACAAGCCAAUCUAUUUCGCUGCCCGAGACUUUCCCGUGCUGUAUGACAGGAUCGAGCUCAUGGCUAAUGAUCUCAAGGAUGCAAGACCAAGCUCAAUCUUCAGUCUGAUGAAAGACAGACGUGAUACUUUGACGUGGUGGACAUUUUGGCUUGUGGCUAUGUUCGGCGGCAUUAGCAUUCUUUUGACUUUGGUUCAAGUUAUCUUACAGGGCGUGUCAAUGAUGUAG